Molecule: messenger RNA, 462 nt
Organism: Fusarium proliferatum ET1
Lineage: Eukaryota; Fungi; Ascomycota; Sordariomycetes; Hypocreales; Nectriaceae
Exons: 2
Coding region: 1-462 (153 amino acids)
Cellular component (GO): cytoplasm; microtubule; membrane
Molecular function (GO): microtubule binding; GTPase activity
Source: RefSeq, a predicted model, not a curated record
AUGAGUCAAUCUAGGCUGACCAGCCCAGACCGACUGCGUAAGAUCGACCAGCUCCGCGAGAAAAAUAUUGCUACUUACCUUGCCCUACCCCAAUUGGUCGCUGUCGGGGACCAAAGCUCUGGGAAGUCAUCUCUUUUAGAAAAUCUAAUUGGAAUCCCAUUUCCGCGUGGCCAAGAGCUUCGCACUCGUUAUGCAACUCAGAUCACUCACCGUCGCGAUGUUGUAUCUCGUAUUACUAUCAGUAUUAUUCCAGGACCAACUGCUCCAGUCCAGCAAAGAGAGAAACUCGAGAGUUUUACUAAGGAAGUGCACUCGACUGAACAGCUCAACGCUGAGUUUCCAGACAUUUUAAAUGAGGUGAAUACACUUAUGGAGAUCAAAACGCCCAGAAACCCAGGUGGUGUCAAGACGUUUACUGAAGACGUGUUGAAAAUUGAGAGAUGUGGACCAGAUGAGGAUUAG